AUGGCUUUGUCAAUUAUCCAGUUAAACACCAACAGUAUUAGGAAUCCUGACAAGCGUGCCGGUCUCUUGCAGUGGUUGCGUUCCCUUUCUGUGGUCCCGGAUGUUGUGUGUCUCCAAGAGGCUCACCGUGUCAGUGAGGUCGAGUGUCAGUCCUGGUUUCGUUCUUCUGGUUCUCAAAAGUCGUGUGUUUUUAUCAUUCCUUUUCGUCCUUGUCUGUCCCUUGUCAAUUUUUCGCCUGAUGAUGCCGGUCGUUUUGUGUUGUGUGAAUUCCGUUUCCAUGGCAAAUUGUUUCGUGUAGUCUCCUUGUAUGCCCCCAAUCGCAAUCCUGCAAGAGACCAAUUUCUGGAGCUGGUUCCCUCUUGGGUUGAUCCCGCAAUCCCCACAGUUGUGUGUGGAGAUUUUAAUACCAUUUUUGAUCGUUCGCUUGAUCGCGCGGGGUCUGUGGCUUCUGACACUUCUAGGGAGUUCUUCUACUCUCUCUUGGCUCUUUGAUGAAUGUUGUGUCGUUGACGCCUGGUGGUACCUGCAUCCUUCCUCCUCUGGUUACACCUGGAUGAGUCCGGACGGCUCUGUUUCCUCUCUUUAUUAAUCUCAUUGGUUGUCCAUAUGUGUGAGUCCCUUCCGUUUCGUUGUGUGAAAUUGUUCCAUGUCCGUUCUCUGACCAUUGUGCUGUUCUUUUGUGUGUCACUGUCCCUGUUGUUGUCCCCCCGGGUCCAGGGCUGUGGAAGUUGAAUAUCUCCAUUUUGGAGGAGGUUGAGUAUGUCCGCCAGGUUGAAGACUUCUGGUCCCGCUGGAGUGACCAGAAGGUUUGCUUUCCUUCCCUGGCUAAGUGGUGGGAGGCAGGCAAGUCUCGUAUCAAGGGUCUCUCUAUCAAUUAUUGCUGCUCGAAGUCAUCUGAUACUGCGGUGAAGAGGAACCUUCUCUCUAGGCUUGCCAUUCAUCUUGAGGAGCGUGUUGAUGGUGUCACCCUGUCUUUAGUUGGGCCGUACCAGUCGGUACUGCAACAGCUGGCUGAACUUGAUGUGGAGGUAGUGGGAGGUGCUCAAGUGCGUGCGAGGACACGCUGGAUUGAGGAGGGCGGGUCCUCCAGCUCUUUUUUUCGUCUGGAGAAAAAGCAUGGAGUGGAUCGCCAGAUAGCUGCGGUGUGGACUAUUGAUGGUUGCAUUGUCAAGUCCCCGGAGGACCUUUGUGGUUCAUUCUCUUCUUUUUAUUCAUCCCUCUUUCCUGCUGAGCCUCCUGAUGCUGACGCGCAGGAGUCCCUGCAUGAUAACAUCGAGUCAUCUUUGUAUACCAUUCAAUCGCAGUCU
Molecule: messenger RNA, 1307 nt
Organism: Porites lobata
Lineage: Eukaryota; Metazoa; Cnidaria; Anthozoa; Scleractinia; Poritidae
Source: the annotation of a GenBank genome assembly